This is a messenger RNA of Tarenaya hassleriana, 2204 nucleotides long. RefSeq names its product patellin-4-like. The transcript is spliced from 5 exons. NCBI's taxonomy places the organism in Eukaryota, Viridiplantae, Streptophyta, Magnoliopsida, Brassicales, Cleomaceae. Gene Ontology annotation, molecular function: lipid binding. The coding region runs from base 163 to 1977 and encodes 604 amino acids. The record is from RefSeq and is a predicted model, not a curated record.
CUCUCCACAAGGUUUGUGCUUUCUCUGCAGACCAGACCGAGAGAGGAAGGAGCAGAAGCAGAAGCAGAAGCAGAGAGAGAGAGAGAGAGAGUUCUUGCGAAGAAUCUCUCUGGAAGCAUAGCAAUUUUCAGAGAGAGUCGAUAUCUUUGAGGUCAAGAAACCAUGACUGCUGAAGUUAAGGUCGAGGAGAAACAGGUUGAGACCGAGGUUGUCGUUGCUCCUCAGGAAGAGACAGAGAAAGUUGUCGAGGAAACAGUGAAAGCUCUCGAGGAAGAUGUCAAAGAGACUGUUGAAAAGGAGACUCUUCAGGAGGAGAAGAAGCCUGAAUCCGUAGAGAAGAGCGCUUCCUUCAAGGAAGAGAGCAACUUCUUCUCUGAUUUGAAGGAGUCUGAGAGAAAGGCUCUGAGCGAUCUGAAAUCGAAGCUCGAGGACGCCAUUGUUGGAAACACUCUGUUCAAGAAGAAGGAGAAUCCAGUGAAGGAGAAGAAGGAAGAAUCGAAGAAAGAAGCUGAGGAAGAGAAGAAAGUGGAGGAAAAGGUUGAAGAAGAGAAGAAAGCAGAGGAGAAAACCGAAGAAGAGAAGAAAGAAGAUGUCGUGGCAGAAGAAGAGAAGAAGAGUGAGGCUCUUGUUACAGAAGAAGCCCCUAAAAAAGAAGUGAAAGUUGAGGCUGAGGAAGAGAAGAAGAAGACUGAGGCCAUUGUUACAGAAGACGCCCCUAAAGAAGAAGUAAAACCUGAGGCUGAGGAAGAGAAGAAGACUGAGGAUGUUGUUGUGGGAGAAGAGGAGAAAGCUGGGGCCGCCGAAGAGAAGAAAACAGAGGCUAUUGUUACAGAAGAAACUCCUAAAGAAGAAGUGAAAGCUGAGACCGAAAAAGAGAAGAAGAAGGUCGAAGAUGAGGAGGAAGAAGAAGAAGAGACGGUCGAUCAGGACAUCUCUCUCUGGGGAGUGCCUUUACUACCAGGCAAAGGAGGUGAUGCCACUGAUGUAAUUCUCUUGAAAUUCUUGAGGGCAAGAGACUUCAAAGUGAAUGAAGCCUUUGAGAUGCUGAAGAAGACUCUCCUAUGGAGGAAAAAACACAACAUAGACUCGAUCCUAGAGGAAGAUUUCGGCGAAGAACUCAAAUCUGCAGCUGCCUACAUGAACGGCGUAGACCUCGAAGGUCGACCAGUGUGUUACAAUGUCUAUGGAGUGUUUGACAAUGAGGAGCUUUACAAGAAAACCUUCGGAACAGAGGAGAACAGAGAGAAGUUCUUGAGGUGGAGGUUUCAGCUGAUGGAGAAGGGAAUUCAGAAGCUUGAUUUGAAACCUGGCGGUGUUACUUCCCUUCUUCAGAUCCACGAUCUUAAGAACUCUCCCGGGUUAACAAAGAAAGAGAUCAGGGUUUCGAUUAAGCAUGCGAUUGAGGCAUUGCAAGACAAUUACCCUGAACUCGUUUCAAGAAAUAUAUUUAUCAAUGUGCCAUUCUGGUUCUACGCUCUGAACGCUCUCUUGUCGCCAUUCUUGACGCAACGGACCAAAAGCAAGUUCUUGGUAUGUCGCCCGGCUAAAGUCACCGAGACCCUCCUCAAGUACAUCCCCGCAGAGGAGAUCCCUGUUCAGUACGGUGGGUUUAAAAGAGACGACGAUCUUGAAUUCUCCGGUGAACAUGCGUCUGGCACUAUUUCUGAAGUAAUCGUCAAGCCUGGAUCGUCUGAAACCAUCGAAAUCCAUGCUCCCGAGGUGGGAGCUACUCUGGUUUGGGACAUAGCAGUCCUUGGCUGGGAAGUGAACUACAAGGAAGAGUUUGUCCCGGCGGAUGAAGGGUCCUACACAGUGAUCGUUCAAAAGGGCAAGAAGAUUGGAUCAAACGAGGGACCGACCCGAAACAGUUUCAGGAACAACGAGCCGGGAAAGAUCGUUCUUUCGGUCGACAAUGCCUCGGGCAAGAAGAAGAGAGUUCUGUAUCGGUACAAGACAAAGAUUGGAUCCUCUUUCUGAGGAAGAGUCUUCCACAAGUAAAAAUCCUAUAUAUUGUUUUGGAUAUACAAUCUUCUUUUAUAUACACAAUUCUUUCUUUCUUUUUUUCCUUUUUGAGUGAGAGAGAGCAUUGUUAUUGUUAUUGUUUCAUUCUUUUCUUUGCUUUGUGAGGGGGAACCGUUUGAAUGUUUUGGUGAAGUUUUUCUGGUCGGUCCUUCAAAUAACAGUUGAAAUUCAUAUACUUUGCA